UGACUUAGUAAAGGCACUGACUGUUGUGACGUCAUAUGCUUUAAGUGAGAGCAAAACUCCCUUUUAUGAUAUUUAGAUCAUAUUUCGUUUAAGCUCAUUCAAUACCACACCUUCCAGCAAUCACCUGGAUAGCUACUAACUUGAAAAUAAAUGGUGCCUAAUUUGGACAGUAUGGUCAAAAUGUGUUUGAUACUAUCGGAAGCUUUAUAGGAUCGUCUAUCUUUAGCUGUUCUCUGAUUUCUACUUCUUUUCGAAAAUAUUCGUGUGUGGUUGUUUGUUUUUUCAAAAUAUAUGUAUAUCAUAUUGUUUGUCUGUCUAUCCGUUAUUGUUUAAUUUUGAUGACUGUGAAACAAAUCUGAAUGUUUUGACUGGCAAGAACAAAUCGGAUUUCUUCUUUUAAAAAGAAACACCACCCUAUCUUUUAAACAUUACAAACAGAAGGGAGAGAUCAUAAUGUUCCAGACUUUAAGUUAAAAACCCCUCAACAAAAUCGUUAUAUAACUCCUUUAUAUAUUUAGCAUGUUUAACUCAUAUAUUAACACAUGAAUACCAAUCACCAGUACAGAUUCGGGCCACGUAAAACUUAAAAAAAGAAGACAAUAAACGUGAUAUGUUCUCUAAAUUAGAUGCAUACAAUUAAUAUGGACUUUAUUGGCAGGCAUACAUUUGGUCUUUUUUCUAUCACAUAGAAGCUUCUAUACUUAUUGAUGCUAAGUAUCAAAAAGGAAGUAAUUUACACGAUCGGUUACGAACGACUAAUGAAGUAAGAACAUGAAAAACAAAAAACUUGAUUUUCAAUGUCUUUGUGUUUCUAUUCAUGAUAUAAGUUCAAGUGCGUGUCAUUGAGUUACUGAAGUACGUAUCACAACCACUGACGGUACUUGCAAUAGUUGUUUAUUUGGCGUUUUAUUAGUAUUGAUUAAAAUGUGAUUGAAACAGGUGGUCUGAAAAAAUGUUUAGAUUAGAACUUUCAUUUGAGAAGUAUAUAGUACCAUUAUCCAAUCAAAAAUUGCUAAUGCUUAUAAAAAUACAUCUUGAAAAAAGUUUAAAAGUGUUGUUAAAUGUUUUUGUUUUUGAUUAUUGUACAAUGUAUCCAUGAUAUUUUCAAGAAAAUGUACUAAAAUAAGUAUUUUUGUUUACAACAUUACAGAUAUGGCACAGGUGUUGGCAGUACCAGGACAUUUAAGACAUGGAUUUUCUUUUAAAGGCCAAUUCAACCACGACUUCCGUCGAAUAACUGGUAUAGCAGCUACAAUAAAGGGGAACAUUUUGUUAUGUGACUAUGAUAAAAAGAAUCUGAUAUUAGUUGAUCCUCUUGGAAAUUAUUUAAAGAAGCUAAACGCAGAUAGUGAACCAUAUGAUAUUGCUAUAACGAGUCAAAAUAUAGCCUAUAUUACACAACCUAAAUCCAGAUCUGUCCUGCAAAUUGACCCUGACAGAAUGGUUGAACUCUUCCAAGCAACAUGCAACGACCUAAGCACUACCGUGUUUUCUGUUUCUGCAGUCCCAAGUACUGGACGGGAUUUUUCAGAGAAAGUUUCAUGUUUUCUUGGCGUUAAAAUACAAGGUUUUUCGUAUAUAUAUGCUGUGAAAAACGAUAACAUUAGCCUUCCACUCGCAAAUUCAACUAGAGGAAGACAAAUUGGUCCAUGUGUAAUAAAGUUCCAUGCAGUUAAUGAACAGUCUUUUUUAUCUUGUACCGGAGGUCAAAAUUAUAUCAUGUAUAGCGGACAAAAUCUACGAUUAAAUAAGAUAGAUAGUAUCGUCACCAUGGAUACACCCACUGACAUAUGCUCCGACGAGAACGGCCACAUCUACGUCAGUGGACAAGGAUCGAACAACAUACACAGACUUGAAGGGUAUUUUAAAAAGUCAGACAGAUAUAGAAUAGAUCAGGAUUGGAAAGUACUAGACAUACCAUUGAAUUCACAUCAUGGAAUCAAGGAACCUGUCGCAUUGUGCUUCAACCAAGACUAUAGUAAAUUGUAUAUUGUCAACGAAUGGGGGAAAUCAGUUUUGAUCUUUGAUGUUAUUUGAUUAUUGAAUAAAACUAUUAUGGCUUU
Mytilus californianus (California mussel) is the source of this 2063-nucleotide messenger RNA. RefSeq lists its product as uncharacterized. The transcript has 2 exons. Bases 1096 to 2037 code for a protein of 313 amino acids. NCBI's taxonomy places the organism in Eukaryota, Metazoa, Mollusca, Bivalvia, Mytilida, Mytilidae. The record is from RefSeq and is a predicted model, not a curated record.